GGUCUUAGCUCACUUAAACCUAAUUUGAGUAAUAACAACAAACGAAAACAAAACUUUGCCCUUCAAACCCUCAACACCACCGCAUACUCCGACAACCACCGUUCAUCCUUCCACCGGAGAUGGAAACCGACCACCAACUUCUCCCAACCACCACCUCACAACCACAACAACCACCAUCUCGCCAACCAAAACGCUUCAUAAAAAACCAAAUCCCAGACUCAAUAACCACCGACCCAUCCCUCAACGCCGCCAUCUCCCUCCUCCCCUCCAACUACAACUUCGAAAUCCACAAAUCCAUCUGGCGCAUCCGCUCCACCUCCGCCAAGCGCGUCGCCCUUCAGUUCCCAGAAGGCCUCCUCAUGUACUCCUUAAUCAUCUCCGACAUCAUCACCACCUUCACUGACGUCAUCCAAUGCCUCAUCCUCGGUGACGUCACCUACGGCGCCUGUUGCGUCGACGACCUCUCCGCCGCCGCCCUUGACGCCGAUCUGUUAAUCCAUUACGGCCACAGCUGCCUCGUUCCGUUAGAUAACACCGUUAUCCCCUGUCUUUAUGUUUUCGUUGAUAUUAAAAUUGACGUUAAACGGUUAGUUGACACCGUUAAGUUGAACUUUGAUGAUGGUUUAAUAGUUAAAAAGCAGCUUAUUAUUGCCGGUACUAUACAGUUUGGUACGGCUAUUAGAGCGGCGAAAUCCGAGCUUGAGGGUUCAGGGUUUAGGGUUUUGAUUCCGCAAUCGAAGCCGUUAUCGGCUGGUGAAGUGUUGGGGUGUACUGCACCGACAGUUUCAACGAGUCAGUUGAGUGAGUUGACUCAGUUUGAUGAUGGGAGUGAAAGUGAGAGUGAGGUGGUUUUGAUUUUUGUAGCGGACGGGCGGUUUCAUUUAGAGGCGUUUAUGAUCGCGAACCCGAGAAUUAAGGCGUUUCGGUAUGACCCGUAUAUCGGGUCUUUGUUUCUGGAAGAGUAUGAUCAUAAGGGGAUGAAAGAGUGUAGGAAAAACGCGAUUUUGAAAGCGAAAACGGCGAAGAAUUGGGGGAUUGUGUUGGGGACGUUAGGGAGACAGGGGAAUCCGAGGAUUCUUGAUAGGUUGGAGAAGAAGAUGGGGGAGAAAGGGUUGUCGUGGACGAUUGUGUUGAUGUCGGAGUUGUCUCCUGCUAGGAUUGCGUUGUUUGGGGAUUUGGUUGAUGCGUGGGUUCAGAUUGCGUGCCCGAGGUUGUCGAUUGAUUGGGGGGAUGCGUUUGUGAAGCCGUUGUUGACAACGUUUGAAGCGGAAAUUGCUCUUGGGGAUUUCCCUGGUUGGUGGGAGAAGAAAGGUGCGGUUAAAGAUGAUUCGGGUUGUAAUAACGGUGUGGAUUGUUGUGGAAAGACUGAAAAUUGUUGUGGCAAGAAUGUCGAAGGCAAUGGUUUGAAGGGUUUGGAGGAGAAUGUUGUUGAUUACCCGAUGGAUUAUUAUGCGCAAGAUGGUGGUGAGUGGAACUCUUGUUACUCCAAGAAGCCAACUCGCCCUUCGCGUAGGAACAAUGUUAUGAAAUGAUUAGUUAUUCAUGGCUGUUAAGUGUUAACCACCUGCACUUUAGGGUUCUCAAUUAGUGCCUGAAGUGAGGUUUUCUUUAUCUUAACUGUCUGCUGGGAUUAUGAGGUUUGGUUAUAUACUUUUUGGUUUCUAUAUCUAGAGUUCAGUUUAUUAUUUUGAUUUGGUUCCUUAAUGUGGCUUUGGUAGCAAUCUUUUGAUUGUUGUAAUGUUGUUCAAUAGUAAUGGCAAGAUGUUUAUCGAACGUC
Helianthus annuus (common sunflower) is the source of this 1777-nucleotide messenger RNA. Its product is annotated as 2-(3-amino-3-carboxypropyl)histidine synthase subunit 1. The transcript has a single exon. Bases 120 to 1532 code for a protein of 470 amino acids. Gene Ontology annotation, molecular function: 2-(3-amino-3-carboxypropyl)histidine synthase activity. The record is from RefSeq and is a predicted model, not a curated record. Lineage: Eukaryota; Viridiplantae; Streptophyta; Magnoliopsida; Asterales; Asteraceae. Gene Ontology annotation, biological process: protein histidyl modification to diphthamide.